AUGGAUGAUGAGGGAUGCCUUAGAUUCACGUGCAAGUUCCGGGCUCCUGACAUUCCAGCAGCUUUUUCAUCGCAAACAGCGAGGCAGUUUCUGAAGGAAAUGCUCUCUGCAAGCGAGGCUCUGCCGGGAGGCAUGGACGGCGAACCUUACUGGAAUAGCUUCGCACCUGUGGCGAAAGCGGCCCAAGUCGCUACAGAUCCAGAAUCUAUUCGCCGGGCUGCCGAGGGCCAAGAAAACAGCAAGUUCGUCAAGUUGAGUGUUCCAGCUGCCAGAGUAGAGUCGGUCAAGGAGGAGAUUCUUCUUCGUCCGCUCGGCGAGGUGAGGUACAUUCGCACUGCAUGCCAGCACUAUGUGACACCAGCGACAGGCAUAACUUUCUACUCGAACAUGGAUGACUUGGCACAAGAUCGAGAUCGAGGUCUCGCAUCUGCAGCGUGUGCUACACCCGAGGUGGGCUUCUGUGCAACAUACACGCUGCGCAUCUUUUCUGAAGGCUUCUUGAAAGCCGUGAAGUUGCAGGCCGAAGCAGACUGGAAGCAGCUGGAGGAGACCUUGUUGCCGCUCCUGGAGGCAAGCAUCUUCCAGCUGAUGCCCUCAGCAAGCCUCCAAGUCCCGUUUCCAACAGCUCGGAGCAGCUCGGAGAAUAGCUUGGAGUCUGAGACUGGCGAAGGCCAGCGAGGCAACCGGGAGCGCACCGUGGAGGAGACUGGGCGCAGCGACUUCUGGCUGGCAGCUCACUACUACACGCGGUGGAUGGUGGACGUGGGCUCCGAUCCGGAACAGGCCGUGGCUCUGUCCAACCGAGCUGCGUGCUUUGCCAAGGUCGGCGAUUUUCUGGGAUCUCUGGAAGACGCCCGAGCUGCCAAGGAAGCUGAUGCGUUGCUUGUGCCUCGUGAGCAGACUCAGAGCAUUUGGGCCUUUCUUCAGGACUACUUGGAAGAGGCGUUUCAAGCCUACCGGCAAGCAGUCGAGCCGGCUGGCGCGUGCCUUCUCGGCAAUCUUCAUGCUUUGUGCUGGAGCCAGGCAGACAAGCUGAGGAGUAUGCUCAGGGCAACGCAUCCUGGGCCUCCGCAAGCUUCGGCUACGAACCCAGCCUUCAAAGGCGAUCUCCAUGGCGCAAGCAGGGAGCGAGCUGUUGUGAAGGCCAAGCUGCCCGUUGCAGAGAUGGAGGCUUUUGCAAGAAAGGAAGAGGAGCUGGUGGAUGCAGAAAGCCGUAUCAAUGCUGAAGAAAACUUCCGGGAAGCGACAAAGAAAGUCCAGCAGGCCACAUCCUCCGAGGACAUUUUCAACUUAGCUGUGCCUUGCCUCAGCUGGACUGCCUUCCGCCUGCCUGUCUGUGCGCUGCAUUUUAUGUCUGUGAUGCGGGUCUUUCGCUGGGUGAUUGGCGAUUGGGUUGCUGUCGGCGCCGUGCAAGAUGCACAGAUGGCCGCCCAGUUGCAGCGCGAGUGGCCCAAGGCCAGAUGCCGCCUUGGUGUUUCCCUUCUGGGAGCUGGCCGGCCGGAGGAGGCAUAUGUCCAGUUUGCGUGGGCAUUGGCCUUCGACAGUCACAGUGCUGUGGCUCGACAGGGUUUGGAGGCUUGCCUGACGGCGAUCCCUAGAUGGAGGCACCGGAGGGCGGCACAUUCCCGUCGCCUUGAAAAAGACCGCGUUCGUCCGAGAGACUCGACGAAGGUCUGGGUGGUCUCGGACUUGUUCUUCGACGCGAAGAGCAAUGCGGAGUGGUGCAAUGCGCUGGACGACGCGAAGUUUCAGGAUGAUGUUCUGAUCGUUGCUGGCAACGUCGCCGACACGCUCCACAGCAUCAUCCGGGGACUCAAGGUGCUCAAGUCCAAGUUCCAUCGACUCUUCUACGUACCGGGAAACCGGGAUCUUGCACUCAAUGCAAGCGAGGUGCGAACGGCUCGGUUCCCUGAUUCCAUUGCAAAGCUUCUGGGACUACUGGCGGCCUGUGACCAAAUUGGGGUGGAUAUGUUUCCAGCGGCAAUCUCCCAGGAUGUGUACGUGGUCCCGCUGCACUCAUGGUACAAUGCUGAGUUCGACAAGAAAAGUCGUCCAGAUCCUAAUCACGGCUUCGAUGCCCAAUGUGUUUGGCCGCUCGACCCCAACCAGCUGUGGAAAUGGAUGCUGAAGCUGAACGAGGUAUUUCUAAAGCCUCUGCAGGGCACCGUCCUGACCUGCUCCCACUUCGUACCCCUGACAACGCUGCCCUUCGACGGGCUAGGCAAGCAGGCACAAGCCAUGGGGUGUGAAGAGAUUGAGGACCAGCUACGUCGAGUGCGAAGUGCUGGUCACGCUUAUGGCCAUGCCUCCAUCCGAACGUGUCAGGUCCACGGUGGCGUGACCUUCGUCAACCACGCCCUGGGCCUUUUGGAGGAUAGUGAGGCGGUGCCUUCACCACGGCUCCUCUUCGAUGGUCACGCGGUGGUGACCUGA
Messenger RNA from Symbiodinium sp. CCMP2456, 2433 nucleotides. The record is from the annotation of a GenBank genome assembly. Lineage: Eukaryota; Dinophyceae; Suessiales; Symbiodiniaceae.